Messenger RNA from Melampsora larici-populina 98AG31, 1929 nucleotides. RefSeq lists its product as uncharacterized. The coding region runs from base 1 to 1929 and encodes 642 amino acids. The transcript has 4 exons. NCBI's taxonomy places the organism in Eukaryota, Fungi, Basidiomycota, Pucciniomycetes, Pucciniales, Melampsoraceae. Gene Ontology annotation, molecular function: phosphatidylinositol-3-phosphate binding. Gene Ontology annotation, biological process: intracellular protein transport; retrograde transport, endosome to Golgi. Gene Ontology annotation, cellular component: endosome; retromer, tubulation complex. The record is from RefSeq and is a predicted model, not a curated record.
AUGGAUCCAUUAAACAGUAACUCAUUCAAUCAACCUCAACCACAUCUAUCAGUCUUAGUUAGUCAUCAUCAUCAUCAUCCCAUCACUCCAACUCAUCUGAAUACUAAUCAAAACUGGCCUACUUCACCAUUCUCAAAACCAAACUCAAUCAAUCCACCAUCUCAAUCUCAAUCACAAUCAAUCAUAUGGCCAAACCGAUCAAAGUCACCUCCAUCACUAUCACCAUCAAAUCAUCAAAUCUCAAACCAAUCACUCUAUCAUCAAACUCAUUCUAGUUUGAGUCCUACUUCAGCUACUAGUACUUCUCAAAGAUUUCAUUCUACUUCUCAAAUCAGUAGAGAACCUCGUAGUCCUACUAGAGAAGAAAAUCGUAGACCUUCUUUGAUCGAUCAAUCUUUAACUACUUCUUCUAACCCUAACCAAAACCCAAACUCAAGUUCAAAUCAAAUUCAAGUUAAAUCAAAAGAACCGAGUACUAGAAUUCGUGUUUCUAAUGUCGAAAGAAACCGUCGUGAUCUAUACAUCAAAUUCGAUGCAUGGUCAAAUUUAAUUACGAAUCGAUCAGGUCAUUGUUCGAAUAUCUCAAGAUCUUAUCGUGAAUUUUUAUUAUUUUAUGAAUCUAUUUCGGCUAAUAAUCCUCAUACGAUCGUACCACCUAUUCCAUUUCCAAAUACAUCAGCACCUAAUCCAGCAGACGAUGAUAGAUUAGUAGCCUCAGCCUUCCAACAAUUCUUUGAUAGAUUACUCCAAGACCAAUCCUUACGAACCGAUGACGAGUUACGAAUCUUUCUAGAAUCUGAUUUUGGGUACACACCCCAAACACGAUCGAAACGAAAGCUCACAAGUCAUCCGAGUGGAGGGUUCGGUUCAUUUAAUCCAUUAUCAUCUCAUCAUAAAUCACCUACUUCUUCAAACUUACCUACUGGAAGAGCUUUAUCUUCUACAAAUGUUAAUGGGAUCACUGGUAAACCAGAGAUGAUCGUCUCGAUUGUAGAAGAAGAUGAGUUAUCGAAUGCUAGAUUACAGUUUAGAUUAUUAGAAGAUCGAUUAGGAAGUGUAGUAAGUAAAGUCGAAAGUUUAGCCAGAGUGACUAGAACGUUAUCUUCGGCUCAUCAAGAUCUCUCAACGAAAUUCAUUUCUUUUUCUACUACUGAAUCUCAUCCAAGUUUAUCAAAUGGGUUUAAAAAGUUGGCAGAUGGACUAAGAAACUUGAGUGUAGCUGAAACUGGUUUGGCUAUUGGUUCUUUGGUCACUUUGGCAGAUGGGUUUGGAUGGUGUUCGGUAGAAUCGAAAGCUGGCAAAGAAGUUUUAAAGAAUCGAGCUAGUUUGUUGGAUGAACAUUAUAGUGCGGUGAAGAAAUCGAUUGAGAAGAGAAGGAAUAUUGAGAGGAUUAAGUCGAGUACGGGUCAAGUGGUUAGUGAGAGAGUCGAAUUGGCUUUAGAUGAAUUAGAAGAAGCUAAGAAAUUAGAAGAACAAUUAUCCGAAAAAGCCACGAUGAUCUCCAAUAACCUAAGACCAGCCUUACGAACACAUUCCAAACAAUUACAUGACGAUUUAUUAUUUAGUUUAAUCGAAAAUUCCAGAACUCAAUUAAUAUAUGAAACCUCAAUCUUAAAAGAGUUUACCAAACUAAAAUCAAUAGUUGAUUCGAUUGGAUUAAAACCAUUAGAGAUUAAAUAUGAAUCGAAAGAUAGGGUGACAAGCCUAGAUGAAGAUCGGAUCGAAGAGAGUAUGAUUCAUCAAACUUUGGUCGAUAAGAAUCAACAGUCUGCUUCCCAUCAGAGACAUGGAAGUAGGAAUGCAAAUCAACAGAGGUAUAGGGUUAAUUUCAUGGCUCAGGGUAUUAGGACCUUGAGGAAUGGUGAUGAUGAGUUUGGGUCAAAGGUGGAUGCUAAGAGUGCGGCGGCUUCUUUGGCUAGGUUGUUUUGA